AGGUUCCCCCCAUACACACGAUGAAGCGGACCAAGGCGACGAAGGCAGGUCCCUCCAAGAAGCCCGCCAAAAAGCAGGAGGACAGCUCAAAGGAAGAGGAACAAAGUGAGCAGGACAGUAGUGAUGCGGAGCCAUCCACUUCGAAGGCUUUGCUGGCUUCCAAGCCGGAUUACCAGAACUUCGAGCAGUUCCUUACCCACCUGGAACACCAGCGAUCCUGCACGGCGCCCAGCAUUCAGGAAUUCUCCUUCCGGAAGAAGCGAGUGCGUGUCCUGUCCAAAACAGAAGAUGUGAAGGAAUCCUCCGACGGAGGCGUCGUCUAUUGGAUGUCCCGCGACGGCCGCGUCCAGGACAACUGGGCCCUGCUCUUCGCCCAGCGUUUGGCGCUCAAGUUGGAGCUGCCGUUGUCGGUGGUCUUUUGCCUGGUUCCCAAAUUCCUGAAUGCCACCAUCCGGCACUACAAGUUCAUGAUGGGCGGCCUGCAGGAGGUGGAGCAGCAGUGUCGCUCCCUGGCCAUUCCCUUCCACCUGCUAAUGGGUCCCGCCGCGGAGAAGCUGCCGGAAUUCGUGAAAUCCCGGAACAUAGGAGCCGUAGUCUGCGACUUUGCCCCGCUGCGCUUGCCGCGCCAGUGGGUCGAGGAUGUGGGCAAGGCGCUGCCCAAGAGCGUGCCGCUGGUGCAGGUCGAUGCCCACAAUGUGGUUCCCCUGUGGGUGGCCUCGGAUAAGCAGGAGUACGCUGCCCGCACCAUUCGCAACAAGAUCAACUCGAAGCUGGGCGAGUUUCUCAGCGAAUUUCCGCCCGUGGUGCAGCAUCCGCAUGGAACGGGCUGCCAGGAGGCGAAACCCGUGGACUGGGAAGCUGCCUAUGCCAUGCUGCAGUGCGACAUGGACGUGGACGAGGUGCAGUGGGCCAAGCCGGGCUACAGGGCGGCCUGCCAGCAGCUCUACGAGUUCUGCACCCGCCGGUUGCGCAAAUUCAACGACAAACGGAACGAUCCCACGGCAGACGCCUUGUCCGGACUCUCGCCUUGGCUCCACUUUGGCCAGAUUUCGGCCCAGCGCUGCGCUCUGGAGGUGCAGCGCUUUCGGGGACAACACAAGGCAUCCGCGGAUGCCUUUUGCGAAGAGGCCAUUGUGCGUCGCGAGCUGGCGGACAACUUCUGCUUCUACAACGAGCACUAUGAUAGCCUGAAAGGCCUCAGUUCGUGGGCCUACCAAACCCUAGAUGCACAUCGCAAGGACAAGAGGGAUCCGUGCUACAGCCUAGAAGAACUAGAGAUGUCCCUCACCUACGACGACCUUUGGAACUCCGCGCAACUGCAGCUGGUGCGCGAGGGCAAGAUGCACGGCUUUCUGCGCAUGUACUGGGCCAAGAAGAUUCUCGAGUGGACCGCCACCCCGGAACAGGCACUGGAGUUCGCGAUCCUGUUGAACGACAAGUACAGCCUCGACGGACGCGAUCCCAACGGCUAUGUCGGCUGCAUGUGGUCCAUUGGCGGUGUCCACGACAUGGGCUGGAAGGAGCGCGCGAUAUUCGGCAAGGUUCGGUACAUGAACUAUCAGGGCUGCCGGCGCAAGUUCGAUGUGAACGCCUUUGUCAUGCGAUACGGCGGUAAGGUGCACAAGAAGAAAUAAAACGUUUGUUCUCUUUGCCUUAGUUUUGAAUGCAAGCCAAGAGCAUUGUUUUAUUUAACCAUAGAUCCAAGAGGCUUUAUAAAAUAUGACAAAAUUACAGUUA
Messenger RNA from Drosophila takahashii, 1737 nucleotides. Its product is annotated as deoxyribodipyrimidine photo-lyase. Gene Ontology annotation, biological process: photoreactive repair. Gene Ontology annotation, molecular function: deoxyribodipyrimidine photo-lyase activity. The record is from RefSeq and is a predicted model, not a curated record. Lineage: Eukaryota; Metazoa; Arthropoda; Insecta; Diptera; Drosophilidae.